Messenger RNA from Austrofundulus limnaeus, 17260 nucleotides. It is a transcript of the gene unc13bb, whose product is annotated as unc-13 homolog Bb (C. elegans). The record is from RefSeq and is a predicted model, not a curated record. Gene Ontology annotation, cellular component: neuromuscular junction; terminal bouton; presynaptic membrane. Gene Ontology annotation, molecular function: diacylglycerol binding; calmodulin binding; calcium ion binding. Bases 260 to 15322 code for a protein of 5020 amino acids. Lineage: Eukaryota; Metazoa; Chordata; Actinopteri; Cyprinodontiformes; Rivulidae. Gene Ontology annotation, biological process: dense core granule priming; synaptic vesicle priming; presynaptic dense core vesicle exocytosis. The transcript is spliced from 47 exons.
GCUCUCAGGCCGUCCGUCUGUCUCGAAAACCUGUGAUGAGAGUUUUAAUAAUGGCGUGGACGUGGUGGGAGGGCUGCCUUCCACUUUCUGCCCAAUUCCGGUAUCAAUAAGCGGCUUUAAGGCACCAAAACCGGAUUUUAUUAGAGCCUUGCAAACAUUUGAACGGGUUUUAACAUGUUGCCUCACUCUGUUAAAUCUCCGCUGAAAGCCUCCUUCACUAGCYGCAAACUGUGAAACUACUGACUGGAAGCGCUUUAUCAUGUCGUUACUGUGYGUCAGAGUGAAGAAAGCCAAGCUCCAGGGACCACCAGAUAAAUACAACAGCUACGUGACGUUGAAGGUGCAGAAUGUUAAAAGCACAACGGUCACUGUGCGCGGGGAUCAGCCCUGCUGGGAACAAGAUUUUAUGUUUGAGAUCAACCGGCUGGACCUUGGUCUUAUUGUUGAGGUUUGGAACAAAGGUCUCAUUUGGGACACCAUGGUGGGAACAACCUGGAUUCCACUUGAAAGCAUCCGACAGUCGGAGGAGGAAGGUUCAGGUGAGUGGAUUUUCUUGGACACAGAAGUCCUGAUGAAAGCAGAUGAGAUAUAUGGCACCAAGAACCCAACGCCUCAUCGAGUGCUGCUGGAUACUCGCUUUGAGCUGCCUUUUGACAUCCCAGAAGAUGAGGCGCAGUAUUGGACUGGCAAGCUGGAACGGAUCAACAUGGGAAUCCAUGAUGAGUACCCUCUUCAGGAUGAUGAUCAGAGGGACCCGCUGCCRUUUGCAGCCUCCCAGUGUUGCAACUAUUUCGGAUGGGCCAACCCUCAGACUUUGGAUGACCAGGACAGUGCUGUGGAUGACCGGGACAGUGAUUACCGCAGUGAGACAAGUAACAGUUUGCCUCCUCGUUACCACACAACAGCUCAGCCCAAUUCGUCCAUGCACCAGUAUCCCAUUGGGCCUCGGCCACAUCACCUCUCGGACUGCUGCACAGACUCAGUCCACAGUUUCGAUCUGAACUACAGAGACCAGAGAGGAAGCAGAGCCCUAAAUCAGAAAGGAAGAAUUAGAAUAAUACCUGUAGAUUCUGGCAUGGGGGUUGAAGAUUGGGAAAGUAAAUACAAAGGGCAAGGAAAGCCUCAGCUGAGUGACUUUAUAGAUGAUGAAGAAGACAGCAUAAGCUUCCGAAUGAGAAAACCAUACCCUGAGCCUUCAAGCCCACCAGUCAGUCACACUAAGCUGCACAGUAGUUUUUUACCUGCCACCUACCCUGAAGGGUAUGAAACUAUUGACAGACGCCGAAAGAAAAAAAUAAUGGACCCAAGAGGACUUCUUAGAAAAGAGACAAAGAAGGAAAGAGAAGAAACUUCUCAGCCUGACUCUACACUGUUCCACGAGAAAAGGGGUGAAGUCUUAAUGCAUCAGGUAGCAGAGAUGCAAGAAGAAGAGGAUCAUAUUACAUCAAGUCUGAGGCCAUACAAGGAUGAGCUUCUGUAUAAAACAAGGAUGUGGGCUAAAAAUGAUUUGGACAACACUUUAAAGAAUUACGUGGCAUACAAAAAUGACCAAGAUGGUAGAACGGGAGCCCAGAUUGAUUUUAAAUUGGAGAACUGUCAAGAUUCAAACUACUCCUCAGGAGAGAAAGGUCUGGAUGCCAACGACUUUUAUUUGGAGAAUACAAGACAUUACAAAGAACGACAUUCUUCCUCGUAUGAGGGCCACAUGAAUUUUUUGCAAGGCCUUUGUGAGAAGAAGUGUGCCAAGUCAAAAUCCAGCGGAUGGGUUUCAGAUGCAAUUCUCUCUCCUGUGGAAGAGCCAAGUGAUGAAUAUGUAGACACAAUGGAUGAGCUUCAGUGUCUAGUUGAAACUGUUUCUGAGUAUCUUGCUGAAAAGGAGGAGGAGAUUAGCAAGUAUGGUUCUCUUCCCAAGUCAAGCAAAUCAAGACUAUCUUCUCAGGGUAGUAAUAGAACAGAUUCUUUUGGAGAGGAACCACUUAGUUCAAAGGAUUCUAGAGGAGAAUCUCAAAUACAGCCACCUCCUGAUCAGGGUGUUUUAGGUGUAAAACAUGCUAUGAGCUCAUUGCUUAGUUCUUUCACUGACAAAGUUGGAGGAGGUAUCAAACAACCUGCUCAAACUCCACAAGUGCCAUCUGCACAACCUUCACAAUCUGGACUAACAAGACUUUUGUCUUUUAUCCCUAAAUCAAAUAGCACAGCUCCUGUAGCUGUUGUAUCUCCAGUAGAAAGUUCUCCUGAAAAAUCCUUCAGUUAUUUGCCUUCUCAGUUGAUACAAGCCAAAACACAAAGUAAUCAGGAAUCAGAAAAUGCAACAAGAAGUCAACCCCAACCAUGUACAAGAGAGCAAACCCCUGAUCUUGGAGCUAAACAUCAAAUUUCCCCAGGAAACUCAGUUUUGGGAAAACUGAAUCCUUUGAAAAUGUUUUCAGCUGGAGACAGCAAAACCGGUUUUGAACACAAACAAGGAGCAGAAUUUAAAUGUCCUCAAGAACUUAGACAUUCAGAUGUAAAAUGUGCUGAUAAAAGUGUUCAUCUAACUGAAAAAUCAAUGAUGUCUGAAAACACUUUCAAAUCAGUGCCAAUGAGUAGUUCAUUCUAUGAUAAAACUUUGAGCCAAAAUCAUGGGAAACAAAAUCCAGGAAUUUACAAACAAGAGAACUCCCCUCUUCCAGACUCACAAAGUUGUACAAAUCAAACUGCAAACACUGGAAUUUUUAGCCCUUUUAAGAAGUCAUUAAGUUCAUUGAUUACUCCAGCCAGUAUAGUCCCCACUCACAGAGCUCCCCCUGUGGCAGUUUACCCAGUGUUUAGAAACAAAGAUGAGCCCCAACUAGAGAAACCAGUGAAAGAACCAUCACUUAGUGGUAAUCCUAAACAACCUUUUCUCUCCUCUGACACAUGUUCCUCUCAGCAGCAUUCCAAAACAGAAGGGGGGCUACUUUCUAGUUUUUUUAAGUUUUCAUCUACUGAAGACAUACAUACCUCUGUGAAAAUACAGAGUCAUUCACCGGAGUAUCAUGAAUUGUCUUCAUCAAGCUCCACUAUUACUCCACACAAUUCUGCCAUGCCCCAGGAAAACAGUGAAAAAGGAUGGUUUUCGAGCAUAUUUAACCUUCCCUCUUCUUCCGCUGGUUCAAACCCAAAUCCUGUUCAAAAUUAUCAGUCUCAUAACAGCAAAGUGCCAUCUGGACCACAAUGUGCUUCCAAUUUGGAAACAAGAGGAACCUCUCAUGGCAUGCAGCAUCAGCAUUUCAGUGAGUCUAAAUCACAAUAUUUUACCACUGGUCCUUUAAAAAGUGGCUCUACUGRAGACAUUUCUUAUAUUGACUCUAAUCAUCCCAAACAAGGUCUGUUCUCUGGACUACUUAAAUUAGGUUCCAACACUGACCUUUCCAGUACUGGGCCACAGCAGGCAAACAGUCAGUGUAUCCAAAGCAAAAGUGCCUCACAGAUCUCUCAUCAAUCUAAUCUGCAUCAAAAUUCUACAACUCCACAGAAAGGUGGUCUUCUCUCAGGGUUACUGAAAUUUUCAUCAAUGGACACCCUACAACAAAAUGUACAGUCUUCUGAAGCUGACAAGCACAGAGGCUUAUCUGGCAAUAAUCCUGAUCAGCAGAAAGCCUCAAGAGGAACUCCACAAACACAACCUCAACAAAAGGGGCUGCUGUCGGGCUUGCUUAAAUUUGCAUCUUCAGAGAAUAGUUUAGUCAGUCAAACAGUUCAUGAACCUAGUAGUGUUCAACAUAUUCAACAAGGCAACAAUAUGCAAAAUACUCAAUGUCCAAAUAGAGGUUCUCAUCUAAAGAAUAGAACAUUUAGCCAGCAACAUGUACAACAGGAGGCAUGUAAACCAAGUGUUACUCGACAACAAACUGUUCCUCUUCAACAACCUCAAUCACAACAAAUGGGCCUUUUAUCUGGUCUUUUCAAAUUUGCUUCAGCUGACAACAUAAACAUACAAAAUCAGCCAUUGGUGCAACAGGAUGGAGUUCCUCAAAGUAAAUCCAGUCAUAAUCAAACAAGACCAAGUAACAUCCCAGGUUCCCACCAAAAUCAAUCACAAAAUACCACAACACAGUCAACACAAGUAAGUGGCCUGUUUUCUGGACUAUUCAAAUCAUCCUCUGAAAACAUGACCCAACACCAACAUGAUAGUAUCUAUGAGACUCAAACAAAUCAACACAUCAAAGUGCCAUGCACCCAGACUUGCCCAACACAAGAAGAGACCGCAAGUCAAUCUGGAGUGCUCCCUGGGUUAUAUAACAAAUUAACAAAAACUUCUGAAAGCACACACACAAGUUGUCAGAAAUCUGCAGAACAUUCACCACAACAAAAAAUCACUUCGUCCACAAUGACAACGCAAACUCCAUUGCAAAAUCACCCUUUUCAGUUAGUUAGUAACUCAACACAACAAUCCUUAGAUGAACAUGUAGACCGACAAAAGACCACAGACACUGCCAAGCAAGGAUUUUUAUCGGGAUUGUUGAGCAAAAAUGUUUCAGGGUACCCUUGUACUAAUAAAGAAGCAAAGCCUUAUCAAAUUUCAGAACAAUUUACCCCCUCACAUACAGUUUCAAGAUUAACUUCAGAUUUUUUAAAAAGUACAGUCUCAGAAAGUCCAGUGAAUAUGUUGCAACGAUCUGUUUCAGAAUCUUUGAAUCCAGGACACAGUAGGCAUGCGUUAAUUAGAGCACCAGUAUCAAUUCAUGCUGAUAGCUUAGACUUGCGAACAUCAACUGCUUUUGCAAGAUCUCUCCAGUGUCAAGAAACUCACUACUCAUUUAGUACAGGUAAUUUAUCUCAGUUAUACUGCCCUCACUCACUUCUAUCAACUAGCCCUAUGUCCUAUAGCACAGGAAAUAUUCACUCCUAUUUGCAAACACAAACAGCUUCUCCAAUCAUGACUUUGCAUUAUAUAGAUGGAAACAAUUCAGCUUUGCUUGGAGCUCGAAGUCAGAAUCUUCAACAAGGUCAGGUAACUGACUGUGAAAUAAGUCCCACCUAUGAUGAAAACCAGUGGAUUCGGGAAAGUGUCCUUUGGCAGCAGUUUCAAAACGAGUCCUUGAAUUAUCCUUAUCAAGGAGAAAACCAAGACUAUCAACAAUGCUGUGAAGGUAUUCCAUUGCCAGAAUCUACAUUUCAUAGCAGCUAUAAUCAGUCAGUUGCCCAUGUUCCUUGGCAAGCUGUUCCAUGUCACCAGAACCAAAUGGAAUCUUAUCAWUAUAAUGGACAAAGUAAUGAUGUUUCAUAUACCAAAAGUAAAUUAUGGAGGAGUUAUGAAGAUUUGGAAGACACAACAUAUUCACCUAAUAAGGAAAGUGCACUAAACUUGACGAAUAAACUGAGCAAUGCAAACUUUGUGAAAUGGCAUUCAUUUAAUGAUGGUAGUUCUUACAGCUUGAAUGGGGUUUCAUAUUWUGAAGGCUUUUAUGAGGAGAAUGCACCAAGCUUAUCUUACUCAGCUAACUGGCAGUAUGGAGUGGAAAAUGAAAACCUACAAAAUCUUCACACUAAUCGCAUGAAUCAAUUUGGUGUGUUUAGUUCAAAUAGACCAACAAAUACAAAUCAUCCUGUAGGUGUCUACACUGAGACAGAAGACUCUCUGUACCUUGAGGACACUGAAUGGUAUCAGCAGUGGCUUGCUCUUUUGGAGCAAGGAAUGUGGUGGCCAGCAGAAGAUGGUGACUGUGGCUACUUUGUUUACACAGACCAUGAGUAUAUUUAUGCCCUGCUUACAGAUGCAGAAGGUGAAUAUGUGUAUGCCUGUACACCAGAAGGAGAAUUGUGGGAAAAUGCACAAACAUUGGAUGGUUUACCUAGUGCUUGGCUGCACAAUGAAAUGGUUUUAGUAUGUGGUUUCAAAAUACCACUUUACAAUGAAGAUGAGCUUCUUUGGCUUCCUGGGCAAGACCAAAGUGAUCCCCAGCUUCUUAAUGCUCCUCUAGAUUUGUCUGCUGCAUAUAGAAAAGGAAAUCAGAUCAUGAAUUUAAAUCUUGCACAGUUCUCUGAAAUGUUUGAAAAUUCAUUUCUUUCACAAGGGCAGCAAGGUAUGGAUUUCUCAUCUUAUAAAUUAAACAAAGUCAGGAUGGACCCAAGACAGUCUAGUUAUGGCUAUAAAAAUUACUGUCAAGAUGUUAUUGACCUUUCAUGUCAUAAUAGAGAUCACAUUGGUCCCUGUUGGAACAACUAUGAAGUUAAGAAAUUUCUUGCUCAAAAGGUUUCUGUUUCCCUAAACUCAACUUCUAUAGAAAACUCAAAUAAUCAGGUGCUUUACAACUGCUAUCAGCCUAGCCAGCAAAGGCGUUCAUCUACUGCUGUGACAGUAAAACAUGUAGAUGAUGUUUCUGAUGAAGAAUGGAGAAAAAGAGUGUCUUCCGUUGAAGAGUUGCCUAAUCGUCAAGUCAAAAAAAUGUCCUCCCUAAUAUCUUCUUUUGUGGGGAAAUCCUCGCAAGGGGAAUUGAACAAAAAUAGUACGCCCCAUUGUGAUCAAACUGGCAAACAUGCAAAGAACAUUUUGUCAACAGGUUUUCAAAAUCUUAAGUCUAAAAUUCUCAAAGAAGAAUCUGCUGCUGUUGUGACUCACCCAGAAAAUGUUAAACAACAAAUACAGAAGCCAGCUGCCACACAGGGAAGAAUUUUGCCAACAGCACCUACAUCCCCUCAAGUGACCUAUCCUCCAACGCUUGUGCAUACCUCUUCACAGAAACCAAGGCUAUCACGUCAAACUACUAUGGCACAGCAAGAGAUCCCACCAACAAAACCCAAUGUAUCAGUAUCUUUAUUAUCUAAUAAGUCUCUUAAUAAACCCACACAACCUGUGUUUUCAGCUGAUAAGCCAGUGACAACACCAUUACAGAAAUCGUCAGAACAACCACAUGUAGGCUUCACAAGUUUUCUCAAGUCUGCAGUAGGCAUGGAUGAAACAAAACCAAAUCUCCAGACACUUCCUCAGGCAACUCCCGAUCUCCAAAGCAAAAGUGGGAGCAGUGCACCUAUGUCAAGCAGUGCCAGUGAAAAUAAUGAGGGUACUGGAGUGUCAAAUAUCUUUGGAUCAAUUAGCAACUUAUUUAGCGAGUCUUCUCAACCACAAAAAUCACACAUGAAACCUAGUGUUACAGAAAGUUCACUCUCAUCAACAUCCAGAGCUAAGGGUAUAGCAAGACAACAAACAAUGGAUCUAAGUGGAACACCUUUGCUAACACAGAGCCAGACCUCAACUAAAAAUGUAUCAAACAAUUCUUCUCUGACUUAUUCCACUGGCCCAGCAGUUAGCAAGUCAGAAACUACACCAACCACAAUGCAAACAAACCAAGAAACAGGAACUAAACCAUCUGGUGGACUCUUUGGAUUUUCAGUUGGAGAUUUGCUAGGAUCAACACAAUCUGUUCAGUCUACUACAAUACCUCAGACAUCAGCCACAGCUCCACAAGAAGAGUCCCUCGGAAGAAGUAUAUUUUCAUUGUUUACUAGUUCAAGCCCUCAGCAAACUCCACCUAAAACUGAAUGUUUGCCUCAAACACAUCCACCUAGUGUAAUUCAACAACCACCUCAGCAGGACACAUUUGGUAAAAGUUUAUUAUCAAUGUUUGGAGGAUCAAGUCCCACCCACCCUCCUAAUCAAUCUAAGACUAAUGCUGAAACACCACAACAGGGAAACAUUCCUCCUAAAGACUCUCCAUCCUUAGGAUUCCUUUCAAUGCUUAGUGGGACCAGCUCCCAGCAAUCUCAAGCUCAAUCAGGAUCUUUUCUUGGAGGGGUUGUGCCUGGGUCAUCAAGUUCAUCUGAACACCCAAUGAAAGGAUUGUUCUCAGUUUUCAGUGAUUCCGUCACUUCACCAACUCAACCACCAACUAUGCCAUCUCAGUCARACGCUCAGGCUCCAAAUCAGCAACAGCUUGAUCAUCAGACACAAUCUAAACCACAAAAACAGUCUCAACCACAAAGACACACAGGAGAUUCUGUUUUGGGGGGUAUAUUUGGUGGCUUAUCUAGCUCAAGUGAAAAUUCAAAGAAAACUUUUUUUUCCAUGUUUAGUGCUCCCUCAACUCCCCAGCCACAAGGAUUUAGUGGAAAUACAAACUUGUCUUCUGCUCCUGAGACUGCAGCACCAAAAGUACCUACUGAAAACAUAACCUCUGUUUUGAAUAAAGUUGUCACACAACCACAACAAUCUUCCAAUUCAGCAAUUUUUAUCAAAGAACAUGCACAACAAAAAUUAUCCCAAAUGUCAUCAGAUUCAAGUAGACAAAGGUCAGAUCCAACAGAUGCCAAUAAACUAACAAAUGAACUAUCAGAGAUUAAAGAUAGCAGUGUCUCAAGUCAACGACAUGCUAGCCCUUCAAGCGAUAUUGCUGUAAUUGGUGCAAGUACUAAUAAAGAGGAUGUCACAAUUAAAGACGCAAACAUGUCAUUAAAAGAACCACAAUCCAUAUGUUUGCAUAAAGAAUCAAACAUAGCAAGUGCACUCAAGUAUACUGCUCCCAAAGAUUCUACCUCUUCUGUGUUCAGUGGAUCUGGCCCACAUCCUCCAUCCUCAUCUGGAUUUAUUUCAGAAGGCCCAGGAAAAAGUUUGCUUUCAUUAUUUUCCUCAACUGGCACUGAGCCUGCCACAAGCCAAGCUGGAUCUUUACCAGCAUCAUCAAGCUCAAAUGACUCUCCAGCCAAAGGUUUUUUCUCUGUUUUGGGGGAUUCUCUUUCUCAACCUGCCUCACGGCCUGGAAGUUCUCUGUUAGGGGCAAUGUUUGGGGGGUCUUCAUCUCAAACACCAGCUUCUCAAACAGGAGGGUCUUUACUUGGUGGUUUAUUUGGAGGCUCUGCACCUCAAGCUGCUUCCCAAGUUGGACCCAUUAAGACUGGAGGGUCUGUCUCUCAAACUGCAGGAUCUCAAUCAGGAUCAUCAUUUUUUGGAGGCUUAUUUAGUGGAUCUGAUCCCCAGGCUGCUGAAUCUCAAACUGGCACAUCAAUUUUAGGUGGAAUAUUUGGAGGCUCAUUAGCCUCACCUAUAGUAACUCAGACAAGUGGGUCUACUUUAGCACCCCAAAAUAAUAGUUCUGGAUUGGAAGUAAAUUCAGAAGGAUCAUUUUCUCUAACUGCUACGUCACAAACAAACACAAAUAGUACACUGAAUAAAGGUUUGYCCCCUGUGCCAGAAAAAUCUGCUCCAUGUCCAAUACCAACUGAAACAAACACAGCAUUAUCUAACAAUGACAAAAUAACACUUACAACGGCCCUUACUGACAUUUCAUCUGACCAAUCUGUUUUGCUAAAACCCUCAAAUGACAGUGAAACUGCUGCAGCUAGUGGUGAAAUAGGUGUAACUGAUACUGAUGUUAAAACUAAAGAGCAAGUGGAAACAAAACAACCAGAUGGUACAGUUGAGACAUGUGCAUCCACAAGUAAGGCUACUAUCAUCACUGAGAUCAAUUGCCAAAGUAGUGUCAAAUCAACUGUUUUAGCURAAGAUAUCCAGUCUAAUAAGUCUGAAAUAUGCACACAAUUACAAGAGCAUACAAGUGGACAGAGUCAAGAUACAGCACCACCAAAAGUGGAAGAGAAACCUGUCUCUCUGUCAGUGAGUUCUGUUGUUCAAAUAGAGCAGAAGCCACUUGAGUCAAACAAAUCCUCCAAUGAUUCAUCUGCAGAUACAGUUACAGGCUUUAUGUCCUCCUUAUUUAAACCAGCAGCUGUUCCCACUGAAGGUCUUCAGCAGCAACAGCAGAAUAGCUCACUGUUUGGACUGGGAGGAGCAGCAACUCAGUCUUCUCCCAGUCAGACAGGAGCAUCAAUAUUGGGAGGUCUUUUUGGAGGGUCUAACAAUCAAUCAGCAUCUCUCCAAACAGGGGGUUCAUUACUAGGAGACCUAAUUAAAACAUCUGCUCCUCAGGCUAGUCCUCAAACUACAGCCACCAACACAGGAGGGUCAAUAUUAGGUGGGAUGUUUGGAGGAGGAUCCACUGCCAAACCUUCUGGUAUCCAAAGUGGUGGAUCAUUAUUGGGUGGGAUGUUUGGAGGAGCUGGGGCAAAAUCACAGUCGGGUGGUUCUCUUCUUGGAGGACUGUUUGGAGGUCCCACAGGGCAAGCUUCGGGCUCACAAACAGGAGCAUCAAUUCUUGGAGGCAUAAGUGGAUCACUCUUUGGUGGAAUGGGACAAUCACCUAAGUCAUUUGAAUCUGUAACAACUGAGCCAAAGUCAACAAGUGUUACCAGUUCACAGUCACAGAAAAAUAAUGAAAACAUGUCACCUAAAGAAACUCUGUCUUGUUGUGAGAGUAAUGCAAAAGAAAUUGAUCAAAUACAAAAAAAGCCUAACAACUCAACACUGUUAUCUCAAGAAGCUUGCCCUAGAAUCAAUGAUAUCACAAGUGAGACAGUGAAUACCACUGUUGAUAUUACUACUCAGGUAAUUAGCACUGAAGAAGAAAAGACAAGCCCAGACAAAGAGUUGAUGAACAAGAAACACAUGGUCAUUAAAGGAGACRCAGAGAGUAAAGAAAAAGACAAGUCUGACCAAUCUAUUCCAAAACAACCAGAUGUUAAUAAAGUUUCCCCAGCUGUUCAGUUGCCCACUAUUGUUGAACAACCUCAAGCUAAGUCUCUGUUUGAUUUUAUACCCACAAAGAGUGACACAGGAAGAUCUCAAGGAUCAUUUUUUUCACCUGCAAUUCCACAAGUUGUGUCAUCGGUGCCCCAAACAGAAGGAGGCAAUGCUCUGUUGUCAGGAUUUAAAUCUUUUUCUGAAAGCCUGUUUCAAGAGAAAAACCUUGUUACUGGAAAACAAGAGGGAACAGCUUCAUUAUUUGGUGCAAAAAUAAGUUUUCCAUGGCAGACAGAAACACCCAAGCCUCAAUCUUCUCCAGUUACAACAGCACAACCCCAAUUUAAUGAUAAGUCAACAAGUGAUCAACCACAUACAGUACAAAAGUCUUCAGCAUCUGGUGCCCAUGAAACUGAACUGGUAGGUUGCACAAACGGUAUAGAGAACCCUCAGAUUUGCGUCUCCGUCCCUGAAGUAGAUCCUUCAGCAUCCCUGACCCUAAAGGAGAAGGAAAGGCUUGUAGAAACACACCCUUCUGCAGGUUCUGUCGUUGGAGYGCAGCUGGACAACCAGCACAAGAAGGAUCUCUUGAAUGAGAAAAGUCCAGUGGAAAGUAGUCGCUUUGGUUCAUCAGGGAACCUGAGUCAGAUCAGCUCUCAGCUAAGUGAGACAGGACAUGAGAGCACUGGAGGGUCUGAACUGGAGGAGUCUUUCCACUCCUAUCAUAGUACUGGACUACACCCCUCUACUAAUGGGCAACCACACACAAAUGGUCAUUUGCUCACUAAUGGACAUCCCACUGACAGUGAGAAGGAAAUACAUAUGGAGUCYCCUGAAGUAGGACCAAAUUUGAAAAAUGACACAUCAGAAAAGGAAUCCGCUAAGCUCCAAAGAUUCCAGGAUGGAGGGCCUCCAUUACCAUUUUCCCCAUCAAGAGUUCGUUGGUUGAGGGCCAUAAAUAAAGUCCGGGUUCAGCUUCGUGAGGUCCGAGAUGUGGAACCCAACACUCGACAGGCCUGGGUCAAACCAGGUAGUGGAUCUGGUCUGUAUGGAAUCGACAGCAUGCCAGACCUGCGUAAAAAGAAGCCCAUCCCCUUGGUCAGCGAUGUGGCUAUGUCCCUUGUGCAAGCCAGAAAGGCAGGGAUUGCCUCUGCUAUGGCUGCUCGGUCCUCAUUCAAGGAUGAGGAGAUGAAAAACCAUGUGUACAAGAAGACCCUGCAGGCUCUCAUCUACCCAAUAUCCUGCACUACACCACAUAACUUUGAGGUGUGGACAGCAACCACACCUACAUACUGCUAUGAGUGUGAAGGACUGCUAUGGGGAAUUGCUCGCCAAGGCAUGCGUUGUUCUGAGUGUGGGGUCAAAUGCCAUGAGAAGUGCCAAGAGCUACUAAAUGCUGACUGUUUACAACGCGCCGCGGAAAAAAGCUCUAAGCAUGGAGCUGAAGAUCGCACUCAGAAUAUUAUCAUGGCCAUGAAGGACAGAAUGAAAAUCAGGGAACGGAACAAACCAGAGAUAUUUGAGCUGAUCAGAGAAGUGUUCACUGUCAGUAAAGCCAUUCACGCACAGCAGAUGAAGACCAUCAAACAAAGUGUGUUGGAUGGUACCUCGAAGUGGUCAGCAAAGAUCACCAUCACAGUUGUUUGUGCACAAGGACUUCAGGCGAAAGACAAGACUGGAUCCAGUGAUCCAUAUGUGACUGUUCAGGUUGGCAAGACUAAGAAGAGAACCAAAACUAUUUAUGGGAACCUUAACCCUGUUUGGGAAGAAAAGUUCCACUUUGAGUGCCACAAUUCUUCAGAUAGAAUCAAAGUGCGUGUUUGGGAUGAAGAUGAUGACAUCAAGUCCAGAGUAAAACAACGACUGAAGAGAGAGUCUGAUGAUUUCUUGGGUCAAAGUAUCAUCGAAGUUCGAACGUUGAGUGGAGAAAUGGACGUCUGGUACAACCUGGAAAAGCGGACAGACAAGUCAGCAGUGUCGGGUGCCAUACGCCUCCAAAUCAAUGUGGAGAUCAAAGGAGAGGAGAAAGUGGCUGCUUAUCACGUGCAAUACACCUGUCUGCAUGAGAACCUCUUCCACUAUUCAACUGAUGUGCUCGGUCAAGGUGUGGUAAAAAUCCCAGAAGCUCGUGGAGAUGAUUCAUGGAAAGUCUACUAUGAUGAUGUGGCACAGGAAAUAGUUGAUGAGUUUGCCAUGCGUUAUGGGAUUGAGUCCAUUUACCAGGCCAUGACGCACUUUGCCUGCUUGUCAACUAAGUACAUGUGCCCGGGAGUUCCUGCCGUGAUGAGCAGCCUGCUGGCUAACAUCAAUGCCUUCUACGCCCACACAACUGCAUCCACCAAUGUGUCCGCCUCUGACCGCUUUGCUGCAUCUAAUUUUGGGAAAGAACGCUUUGUCAAGCUUUUAGACCAGCUACACAACUCCUUGCGGAUUGACCUUUCUACAUAUCGAAACCACUUUCCUGCCAGCAACAAAGACCGCCUGCAAGAUUUGAAAUCUACGGUGGACCUUCUGACCAGUAUCACCUUUUUCAGGAUGAAGGUCCAGGAGUUACAGUCUCCACCCAGAGCCAGCCAGGUUGUGAGGGACUGCGUCAAGGCCUGUUUCAACUCUACAUACGACUACAUCUUCAAUAACUGCCAUGAGCUGUACAGCAGACAGUAUCACCCUGCAGAAACGAACAAGGAGGAGUUGCCUCUGGAGGAGCAGGGUCCAAGCAUCAAGAACUUGGACUUCUGGCCCAAGCUCAUCAUGCUUAUUGUCUCCAUCAUAGAAGAAGACAGGAACUCCUACACACCUGUGCUCAAUCAGUUUCCUCAGGAACUGAAUGUAGGAAAGUUGUCAGCUGAAGUCAUGUGGACGUUGUUUGCUCAAGACAUGAAGUACGCUUUGGAAGAGCACGAGAAGCAYCGAAUGUGUAAGAGCACAGACUACAUGAACCUCCACUUUAAAGUCAAGUGGCUCUACAAUGAAUAUGUCAAGGAGCUGCCAAACGUUAAGGGCAUUAUUCCCGACUACCCGUCAUGGUUUGUGCAGUUUGUUUUGCAGUGGCUGGAUGAAAAUGAAGACGUAUCAAUGGAAUUUAUGCAUGGAGCCCUGGAGAGAGACAAAAAAGAUGGAUUCCAGCAGACGUCUGAGCACGCUCUGUUCUCCUGCUCUGUGGUGGACAUCUUCACCCAGCUCAACCAGAGUUUUGAGAUCAUCAAGAAAUUAGAGUGCCCUGACCCYAGUGUCAUGGCUCAGUACAGCCGUCGCUUCUCGAAGACAAUUGCCAAAGUUCUUCUGCAGUACAGUGCCAUGCUGACCAAGAGUUUCCCUUCUUACAUUGAUAAGGAGAAAAUUCCCUGUGUCCUGAUGAAUAACGUGCAGCAGUUGAGAAUCCAACUGGAGAAAAUGUUUGAGUCGAUGGGCGCCAAACAGACUGCUACAGAGGAAGCACUGCUAAAUGAAAUCAUAGAGGAGGAGGAAGAAGAAGAAGAGACAAGGGAGGAGGUUGCAACAGAGGAUGAGAAAACAAAGGUUUUGAGAGAAAUUGCAUUUGAAGAGCAAAAGAUGGACACGGAGGCCAGCGACUUACUGAACGACCUGCAGGUGAGGCUGAACAAUGUGCUGGAUGACCUGAGCAGUACGUUUGGGAACAGUUUCCAGAACCGUAUCAAUGACUGUAUGCGACAGAUGGCRUCCUUGUUGUACCAGAUCAAAGGGCCGCUGAAUGAGAACACUAAAAACCAGGUGGAGGCCGACUCUGACAACAUGCUCCGGCCRCUCAUGGAUUUCCUGGAUGGAAAACUAACUUUAUUUGCCACUGUGUGUGAGAAAACGGUAUUGAAGCGUGUGCUGAAAGAGCUGUGGAGGAUCGUAAUGAGCAGCCUGGAAAAAACUAUCGUCCUGCCGCAGGGCCAYGACACUUUUGGAACAAAUAUUCUGUCAGCUGCAAAAGAACUUGGGCAGUUCUCCAAACUCAAGGAUCACAUGGCAGGGGAGGCUAAAAGUUUGACUCCCAGGCAGUGUGCUGUCAUGGAUGUGGCAUUGGACACUAUCAAGCAAUACUUUCACGCUGGAGGCAACGGACUGAAGAAGGCAUUCCUAGAAAAGAGUCCUGAGCUUUCAUCACUCCGUCAUGCUCUGUCCCUCUACACUCAGACAACAGACACACUCAUAAAUACCUUUGUAACCACGCAGCAUGCACAAGUGCACWAUGGAAAGGGUAUUAGGUUUACUCCCAAUGAAAAAAUACAGCCCAGCAGGGGCUCUGGUGUGGAUAAGCCGAUUGGUGAGGUGUCCCUUCAGAUUGAGCUGUAUACCCACCCAAAGAGUGGAGAGCGGAAGGUCACAGUAAAAGUGGURGAAGCCAGUGAUUUAAAAUGGCAGACGUCUGGCAUGUUCAGACCCUUUGUGGAAGUCAACAUGAUCGGGCCUCAUCUCAGCGACAAGAAACGCAAAUUCCAAACCAAAUCGAAAAACAACAGCUGGUCUCCCAAGUACAAUGAAACCUUCCAUUUUGUUCUGGGUAACCAGGAUGGCUUUGAGUGUUACGAGGUGCAAGCCAGUGUCAAAGACUACUGCUUUGGUCGGGCUGAUCGAGUGGUGGGUUUAUCUGUGGUGCAGCUGAGAGACAUCAUGGAAAAAGGCAACUGUGCCUGCUGGUGUCCCUUGGGUCAGCGCAUACACAUGGACGACACGGGCGUCACCGCCAUGCGAAUCCUCUCCCAGCGCUACAACGACGACGUAGCUAAGGAGUUUGUAAGGCUGAAGUCGGAGACUCGAUCAGCGGAGGAGGGCAGAUGAGGACGCCUGAAAGGGGAGCAGAGAAGGAGCUUGGACUCUUCGAAGAGUGGCCAUGUGGACUCAUUCUUAGACCUUAGAUGUGUCUUAGCUGCUGUCAACACUUUGCCAACCUCACUGGUUAAACACUCACUAUGUGUUCCUCAAACUGAAGCUACUGUACAGCACAUGAAACCACUCAGGCUCUGACCACUCUGACUUUACCACCAUUUUAUUUUUCAUCCUCAUCUGCUGGAGUGGCAAAGUGUGCACACAAUAGCCUCAAGGAAACAAAGGAUUUAGGUUUCUAUAUACCUAUACCUCCCAAGUGUUUUUUGUGCAAUAACCCUAUCCACCCCACACCCUCUACACAUGCACACACACACGUCCACCCUCCCUUUACUUGUGGCCAAGUGUUUUAAGCCUUACACUGUGGAAACUGUGAAACUAAUUUGUCUUUUGCGUGCCCUUUUCUGUAGCUCCACUGUGAUGUGUUUGAGGAAAUGUGAAAAUGUACUUGUUUCAAAAAGGAUUAAUUUUUUUUAUUUAUUUUUUAUUUUAUUUUAUUUUUUUGUAGCAGGGGGAUAGUCCAAGUCAUGUAAUCAAAGUUAGAAACUUUACUCAAUUCUCUAAUACACAUUUAACUUUAGAGGAUGUACUAUAGCUCGUAGUCCUAACUGUUGCUUUUUACUAAAUUAAUUGUUUUAAAUUGGUGCCUUGCCAUGCAGAGACACGCCAGAUAUUUAUUCUUUGUGUUUAAAUGAUCAGUUUAUGUUUUAAUUCAAACUUAAGCAAAUAUAUGACUUUGGAUUCCUUUUUUAUUUUAUGCUUUUGCUCUGUUUUAGACUUUUAAACUCAUGUGGCCUGGUGUAACCUGGAGGUUUUUGCUAUUUUAUAUAUUUUUUUAUUCAUAUUUAUUAUUUGUCUGUGCUUUUUAAAGACUGGGCUGUAAUAUGCUGUUUUGUUUUCGUUGAUCUGUGUUGUGUUUUAUGCACAGGGAUCUGGGUGAAGGAGUUGCUGCAGUUUUGGUACAAAAUGAAGUACACACUAACAAAAAUAAAGUGACAAAACAGAGUAUGUGGAGUUAUUUACAAAGAAGUCUAGUAGAAAUGGUAUAAUAAAAUAUAAUUAUAAAUACUAUAAAAUAUUUAGUGUUGAUGUAGCCCAUAAUGACAUCAAGGAAGUAGUUUUAUUUUUUUGUGACUUUUAAACCCUUUUAAAAAAAUUUCUUUGAUAUUGACACAUAGUAACUUAACUAGGCUGGGUUUUAUUGCAGUGUAUCUUGUUGAGUGUUACAUGUGUUGCAGAUUGUUUUUCUUUCUUUGACUGGAAUGUUUCCCCAAGUUCUGGAGUUUUUUUAUUUUUUUAUUUUAUUUAUUUAUUUUUUGUCUGCUAAUAUGUCCUGGACCAGAAGCGACCCACAAAAGACAUCCUAAUGAGGGAUAAAUGAUCUUGUAACAAAAAAAGCUCCUCUUUUUCGCCAUUUGCACUGUAGAAACCACAAGUUAGGACUACUGCCUGUACAGCCUGUAACUCACAUGUUCCUUGUGCCAAGUCAAAAGUGUUCACUUUGGGUGUUUUGUACUGCAUAGUUUUAAAUCUUAAACACUGCAAUAGUUUAUUUUCUCUCUCUCUCUGUGCACCAUAUCUGUAAUGGUAACUGCAUUUUUUUUUUUUUUUUGAUGUUCCGUUGUGAUGACACUACACUGAAUGCCAUCAUGUAAACAUUCCAACUAAUAAUUUUUGUUUUCUAUAAAAUGUUUUAAAAAACACAGUGUCUGCUUUUUCAUAGCACUGCAUUCAAAAUGUGUUCUCCCACAUGACUGAACAUUUUUUUAAACCAAUCAGUGCUCAGUUUUUAGUUUUUUAUUUUUUGACUGACUUUACUGGGGUUUGUCAACUUGAGCUUGAUAUGUUUUUUUUUUCUCCUGAAACAGUAAUAAAUAAAUAAAUUUGAAAGCA